Exophiala aquamarina CBS 119918 is the source of this 966-nucleotide messenger RNA. RefSeq lists its product as uncharacterized. NCBI's taxonomy places the organism in Eukaryota, Fungi, Ascomycota, Eurotiomycetes, Chaetothyriales, Herpotrichiellaceae. Gene Ontology annotation, molecular function: transmembrane transporter activity. Gene Ontology annotation, biological process: transmembrane transport. The transcript is spliced from 4 exons. The record is from RefSeq and is a predicted model, not a curated record. The coding region runs from base 1 to 966 and encodes 321 amino acids.
AUGCUGAUCUUUGGUAUUUGCUUUUUGGUCGCCUUUAGUUGCUUUGAAACAUGGGGUAAAAGUGAUGGUCUUCUGGACCACCGCUUCCUGGAAUCCCGAAACUUCAUGCUGAUCCUCUCUGUCGGAUUCGUCGACGGCAUGCUGCUGUACGGAGUCAACGUCUUCUUCCCAGUUGAAGUGGAAGCAAUUUUUACAAACAACCUUCUACUUGCAGGGGUUUACCUGCUACCCAUGAAUAUCGCAGUUUUGGUUGGAUGCUUCUUUUCAGCCCGGUUCCUUCACAAGACCCGCCGUUACCGGUCAGUCCUGGUAAUUGCGUUGAUCAUCAUUGCAUUGUUUCUGGGACUGUUGGCGCUGGUAACACCGUCCAGGCUGGCCAUGGCGUGCGCUUUUACUGGUCUUGUUGGCUUGGGUGUCAACGUUGCAACAGUGUUGCCUCCCACGAUUCUAUCGUAUUCCGUUCCUUCUCACUUAUUCGGCACCGGUGGAACGCUGUUGGCAUCUACACGAGCAUUAGGCGGUACAGUUGGUAUCACAAUCUUCUCUACAAUUUAUGGCAACAAGAUGAAAGGAAAGCCCAAGCAUGUCCGUCUCUUUACUGACUCUGCCCGCUCUAUAGCCGAUCUUCCACCAUCCGUCGCCGAAGCUGCUAUUGCAGCUGGGUUACCUCCGACAUCCGCAGCACAUUUCCUAGCUGCAUAUCUUGGACCAGUCGGCAGCGUCGUGGAUGUGUCCGGCGUUACGCCUAAGAUUAUUGAGGCAGCAACUUCCGCAGUGGCUGACACAAGCGCACGUUCUUUCCGUUAUGUGUGGUUUGCAAACAUGGCAAUUGCCGUCGCGACUGCUGCUGUGUGCGUAUUCUUAAGACCCAUCGCCGACGAGAUGACAGAACAUGUCGAAAGCGCUCUGGAAGUCAGUGAUCUGAGAACUGAGCAGAUGCAAAAGGUUAAGACGAUCAAAGAAUGA